This is a messenger RNA of Protopolystoma xenopodis, 810 nucleotides long. The record is from the annotation of a GenBank genome assembly. NCBI's taxonomy places the organism in Eukaryota, Metazoa, Platyhelminthes, Monogenea, Polystomatidea, Polystomatidae.
AUGCAACAGAGUGGCAUAUCCUGCCAGCGAAGUUCGUUGCCUGCAGAAUUAUUCCUCAUUCUACCAAUUCUUCCAUUCCAACAGCUUCGCCAUCGUUCACAGCCAGUGGAUAGUAAGGAUGUGCUACACCCAAAUGAUUCGAUUAAGCGAAAGUCGCAUUCAACUUCGAACAGUAUACACACAAUGAGCGACAAGAUGGGGGACAAACUGAAAGAGAUACACAAUAAACGUACAAGAUCCAAGUCUCCGAAGUGUAGAAGCUUCCAUUUGCCAAGAUCUCUCCAAUGCCUUGGUUACCAAGCGCGAAUUUGGCGUCGAAACGGAAGCGUUGGUGAUUACUCAGUGGCCAAAUUGUCAUCAGCAAACAAUAAGGCCAGAACCACUUUUGGCUGCAAUGAAACGCGAGUGGAGACCAGCAUUUUUGCAGAUGCAGACAGCACAAUAAACCGGGAAUUACAAUAUUUAGGGUCAAAAAACACUCAAAAACAAACGGCAACAAGCGCGCCAUUGUUGGGUACAGGGACAACAGAAAUUAAAAACAGGACAUAUAAAGAGGACGGAGAAAACCGGACGGCAAGUUGGAAACUGAAUAAAGCGCCAUGCUCUCUUCACCGGCUAGAUAUUAGCCCAACAAGAUGGCUACGAGAACGUGUUCAAGCUGUUACCAGAUCUACCUGCUACUUAACUAAAUCGGGGCUUCCAGAUCUUGUUAUUACGGGAGCAGAACCUGAGAAAAUGGAAGAUCACUUGAUCUCAACAAUCGCACCUAUGGAGCAAGGAAAUGCAGGUACAAGAAAAGUUUUAGGAUAG